CUCCAGUUAGCCAAUGAGCAGCAAAGAUACCUUUUCAAACCGGCCUAUCAGGGGGCUCGUUGUUAAGGGGCGCGGAACUCAGUAAAUGGUGGCCGUUUGAAGCGGAGACAGUGAAGAGAAGACGGACACGAUGACUGGCUCCAAUGAAUUUAAGCUCAAUCAAGCCCCCGAGGAUGGAAUAUCUGCCGUCAAGUUCAGUCCAAACACGUCCCAGUUCUUACUGGUUUCCUCCUGGGACUCUUCUGUCCGCCUUUAUGAUGUUCCUGCAAACGCAUUGAGACUGAAGUACCAGCAUGCUGGUCCCGUCCUUGACUGCUCUUUCUACGAUCCUACUCAUGCCUGGAGCGGAGGGCUGGAUCAUCAGUUAAAAAUGCAUGACCUAAACACAGACGGCGAAACCGUGGUUGGUACUCAUGAUGCCCCCAUUCGAUGUGUAGAAUUCUGCCCCGAGGUGAAUGUUAUGGUGACGGGUAGUUGGGACCAGACAGUGAAAUUAUGGGAUCCGCGGACGCCCUGUAAUGCUGGAACGUUUUCUCAGCCUGAUAAGGUGUAUACACUGUCUGUGUCUGGAGACCGGCUGAUUGUGGGUACCGCAGGCCGAAGAGUGUUGGUAUGGGAUCUCCGCAACAUGGGCUAUGUGCAACAGAGGCGCGAAUCGAGUCUGAAGUACCAGACACGAUGUAUUCGAGCCUUCCCCAAUAAGCAGGGCUAUGUGUUAAGUUCUAUUGAAGGAAGAGUUGCUGUUGAAUAUUUAGACCCCAGCUUGGAAGUCCAGAAGAAGAAAUACGCCUUCAAGUGUCACCGGCUGAAGGAGAACAACAUUGAACAGAUCUACCCUGUGAACGCAGUGUCCUUCCACAGCUUACACAACACUUUUGCCACAGGUGGUUCAGAUGGCUUUGUUAAUAUUUGGGAUCCUUUCAACAAAAAGCGUCUGUGCCAGUUCCACCGCUACCCUACAAGUAUUGCGUCCCUGGCCUUCAGUAACGACGGCAGCACUCUGGCAAUUGCUGCCUCCUACAUGUACGAAAUGGAUGACAUUGAACACCCCGAAGAUGCUAUCUUCAUACGGCAAGUGACAGACGCCGAGACAAAGCCCAAGUGAGGCAGCUUCACCUGCCUUUCCUCCCCCAGCACCAAGAUUUUUUAUUAAUUUUCCCUUGCCUCAUGAAUAGCGUUAUUGAUGUUAAGGGGAGAUAACUAUGACUGACUGUAGGGCUGGGGGAGAUUUUAUCACAUCCUCCCAAGCUUUCAAUAUCCGUCAGUUGAUAGACGUCUGACAGAUAAAAUUAUGCUCAGUUGUUUUAUACAGAAGCGUGUCGACCUCCUCUGCAUUUCUUGCCCUUCAUUAUUUCACCUGGAGGACUCCUCUGACUGACUUGAUUUCUAAUGCAGUUAUGAGAUUGACACUAUGCUGCCUUCAGUAUUCACAUUCCCUCCUGUCCAUGUCACUUUUUUGCCUUUGUUCCUUUUUAAUGUUUCUUUUUUUUGGUCUUUUCUUCCAUUGUAUAUAAUAACUUUCCUUUACAUUCAGGAUUAUUUUUGUAAAUAGGCCCCACUGCUGAAUAAGCAAUAAAGAAACAUGU
Bufo bufo (common toad) is the source of this 1586-nucleotide messenger RNA. It is a transcript of the gene BUB3, whose product is annotated as BUB3 mitotic checkpoint protein. Gene Ontology annotation, biological process: mitotic spindle assembly checkpoint signaling. Bases 131 to 1105 code for a protein of 324 amino acids. The transcript is spliced from 7 exons. The record is from RefSeq and is a predicted model, not a curated record. Gene Ontology annotation, cellular component: kinetochore; mitotic checkpoint complex; bub1-bub3 complex. NCBI's taxonomy places the organism in Eukaryota, Metazoa, Chordata, Amphibia, Anura, Bufonidae. Gene Ontology annotation, molecular function: ubiquitin binding.